Molecule: messenger RNA, 1681 nt
Organism: Nezara viridula (southern green stink bug)
Lineage: Eukaryota; Metazoa; Arthropoda; Insecta; Hemiptera; Pentatomidae
Source: the annotation of a GenBank genome assembly
AUGAGCUCAGCGUUGAGUUUAGAAACUUGUUACCCACUUCUCAUUACUGCCUCAUUGGAAACCUUGCUUAGGCCGGGUUAUCACCAAGGUUAUGAUGUGUAUCUAACGUCUAAUGUAAUUUUUAAAUGUAUUAGGUCUGAAGUCAAAGUUAUGUGGGGUUAUAUAGAAUAUUUAAAAGAUCCUCACCUAGUUCUUUAUGUACAACAGUUUUUUGGUGUUUCUUUUAAAGAAGAAAAAAAAAAUCAUUUAAAAAAGAAUGAUAAGUUACUGUUUAAAGAAACAGAAGUGUUAAGUGAUGAUUCUGACAAUCAUAAGUUCUCAAACAAUCAUUACUAUGAUAAAAGCAACAGCGAAGAGUUGAGUUCCGAUUCAGACUCGGAGAAAAAGAACUAUAAAAUAAAUAAUUUCUUUUGGUAUUACGUUUUUGUAUUAGGCACUGAAUUAGGUGAUGAAAUAUUCUAUGCUACAUUUAUACCAUUCUGGUUUUGGAACAUUGACGGUGCGGUUGGACGAAGAAUUGUCAUGGUUUGGACAAUUGUUAUGUACAUCGGUCAAGGAUUGAAAGACAUAAUUUGCUGGCCGAGACCAUCUAGCCCCCCUGUGUUUAGGUUACAAAAAAAGUGGAUUAUGGAAUAUGGGAUGCCUUCAACCCAUGCAAUGGUUGCGAUCUCAAUACCAUUUUCAGUUCUUCUAUAUACUAUGCAAAGAUAUGAGUAUCCAUUUUUGAUCGGAUUGUGCGUUGCUGUUUUAUGGUGCUGGGUAGUAUCAGUUAGCAGAUUAUACCUUGGAAUGCAUACAGUAGCGGACGUUAUUGCGGGAAUCAUACUCGCACUAGUUCUCUUGAUUCCGCUUGUGCCUUUAGUCGAUUUCAUGGACAUGUUCCUCUUAACAAGUAGAUGGUCACCGAUCAUUCUUCUUACGAUAAGCAUAUGCGUAAUCGUUUUCCAUCCCAAAGACAAGAUUUGGACACCGACUAGAGGUGAUACGGCUAUGAUUGUGAGUGUCUGCGUCGGUAUCCAUAUCGGAGCUUGGACCAAUUAUCAGCUUGGCCAAAUGUCGGAGUCGCCUUUGUCACCUCCAUACACAAUUAUAUGGCCUAAUUAUGAAAUGUUAGGUCUGGUAUUCUUGCGGUCUGCUCUUGGUUUCUCUUGUAUCUUGGCCACUCGAGCUAUAUGUAAAUCGGCAUGUUACGCCACGCUGAGCACUCUGGGCGUUUCCACAGAACCCAUCGAGACUCCAUCUUCUCUUAAGAAUACGAUAGAUCUAAUAUUUAAGUAUAUCACAUAUUCGUUAAUAGGAUUCAAUACACUUCACCUCUUGCCUAGCACAUUCAAAAUGCUUUCUAUCGAUCGGCCGACAUUUUAUACUGAAAUUUAAUAACAAUUUUCAUAGUUAGUAGAUUUUGAAUUACAAGCAUUCGAUUAUAUUUCUGCAGUAAAUAUAAAACAAACUUUAUGGGUGGUAAAAAAACCGUCCUUUUAUAGUUUCUAUAAAUGGUUAAUGUAAAAUCUUAGCCAUUCCAUUUUAUUAUUUAUUAAAUAUUUACAUAGUUAAAUUAAUUUAAAAUAAAUCAGUUCAAAUUUCCUUAAUAAGGAAACAAGUAUUUAUAAUUUUGAAUAUUUAAUAGUUAACCGUUGCAUUAUAAAGGAAGGAGAUGGUCCGGGGUUGCGGUCAUAAAAAG